GUUUAUACCUCUCGACUCGAGAAUGACGGGUUAGAACAGCACAAGAAAACAUAAAUUACAGAUGUACUACCAAAAACAAAUGUGAACGAACUUGCACAAACGAAGUACCAACUUUAUAAAAUCGAAAUUUCGGAAAACUUCGAUUUGUUUAAUUGCCUGUCGAGAAGUCACGUGACCAACGCUUGAAUCACGAUUGUGACGUGUGGCUAAUGAAUUUGUGAGGAUAAAUUGCUAACGGUGAGAUGGCUAACUGGAUGUCAAUGUUAACACAGGAUCCAGAAGAGUGUUUGUGGACACAGAGAAACUCUACAUAAGCGUUUCAGCCGUACAUGGAUGUUCCCCGCUGGACAGGUGGUCUCUCUGCGUCCAGUGGUAUAGCUUUGUUGAGGAACGUGUCGUGCGGGGGGGUCCUGGCCGAUCACCUGUGGCGAACCGGACGUCCUCUGUUCAUCACACUGGGUAACCAGGAGGCCAGCAGUCCCGCGGACGCCAUGGCCCAGACUUACACCCCCCAGUACGCCCCUCAGAACGGAAUCCCUGCAGAGUUCACAACACAGCACGCCCUUCCCACGCAAGAUUACACGGGACAGAGCCGUGUCCCCGAUCACAGCCUGACCAUCUACACGCCAACGCACAGCGAGCUGCCCAAUGGUGACAUCAACACGCCGGCCAUUUCCUCCAGUACCAACAACACAACGACAGAUGACGUGACGCAAACAGUAGUUUCCCAGCAGGUGAUGCUGUCAGACUCCACGGAGAAACAGCAGCCCAAGAGGUUACACGUCUCCAACAUUCCCUUCCGCUUCCGGGACCCUGAUUUGCGGCAGAUGUUUGGGCAAUUUGGAAAGAUCUUAGACGUGGAGAUUAUCUUUAAUGAAAGGGGAUCAAAGGGCUUUGGCUUUGUAACGUUUGAAACGAGCUCAGACGCAGACCAUGCACGGGAGAAACUAAACGGUACAAUCGUAGAAGGACGAAAGAUUGAGGUGAACAACGCCACGGCCAGAGUCAUGACCAAUAAGAAGGCACUAAAUCCUUACACAAACAGUUGGAAACUGAAUCCAGUCGUAGGAGCCGUGUAUGGACCUGAGCUAUACGCAGUGACGGGUUUCCCGUAUCCGGCCGCGGGGGCGACGGUGGCUUACCGAGGAGCUCAUCUGAGAGGCAGAGGUCGAGCUGUUUAUAACACCUUCCGUACGGCUCCUCCUCCUGCACCCAUCCCUGCAUACGGAGCAGUUCUGUAUCAGGACGGAUUCUACGGCGCUGAGAUCUACGGUGGUUAUGCAGCGUACAGAUACACACAGCCCACGACAGCUACAGCUUACAGUGACAGUUAUGGGAGAGUCUAUGCAACAGCAGAUCCAUAUAAUCACACCAUCAGUCCUGCAACCGCUUACAGUGUGGGUACCAUGGCUAGCCUGUACAGAGGAGGCCACAGUCGCUUCACGCCGUACUAAACAACGACAGCAAACAAACAAACAAACAAACAGACAAAAAGCACUGAACUCUUUGUUGGAGUUUGGUUCAAUCUAAAAUGCUUCCAGGUCACAGCGACGACCUCAGCUCACCUACAUCCUCUCGAACCCGAUGGCUCCGACGAUUGAGGACCGCGGUUGAUUUUGAAGAACAUGUACAGAACUGAUCAACGGAGAAAUCGCCGGAUUAAAGCGAACGAGCUUUUGUUUAUAAUGUUGGCAAUGUUUACAUAUUUCUAUUUCUAUGCUGUUUGAUUGUCUCUCACAUUAUGACUUUGUGUUUCUAAAUGCGUCAUUAUUGUUAUUAGCGUAACGAAACCAUCUUUAUUAUCUACUGUAUAUAUCAGCUGGUGUCCGUUUAGACGUGAUAUAUCUCAGGAUCCUCUCUUACUUUUCGCUGAAUUCACGUUCACCCCAGCAACCUCCCAAUUCUCCCCUCGGAUCUGAAAGCGCUGACCUCAGUGAUGUAGAACAGCACUUUGUGUAUGAAAAAGACGUGACUUUUAUUUUGGAAGACGUUUAAUGGGAGGUCUAUGCAUGAUAUAAUACUGAUAAUGGGUGUUUGAAACCCCACAGGGUUCAGAUUUACCAUUGAAAGCAGCGAGCAGGUUUUACACACACAGAGUUUCUCAUCAAAUACAGAAUGAGAUUUAAAAGAGGAAUGAGACAGAGACAGAGAGGAGACGUGUGACCGAGAUCUGUCUGUGUGUAAAAACACAGGGAGAGAGAAUCAGAAAAAUGCAGCGUGUCUUCAUGUGUCCUUCCUCUUCUGCUGUCGUGUUUCUAGCACCUCAAUGAUAUUUAUGAAAUGCAGGUUUUAUUUCCUAAUGCGCACACACAGACUUCAGCUCUUUUCAUUACUAACAUGUCCUCUGUUAACGGCUGUAAAAACAUUUUUUUAAAUACAAUAUUCCAUUUGUUUCUGUAAUGAAUACUUCAUCCACACGUGAGUAUGUACUGUAGUAAACUGCAGUAUACCGUAGUGAUGACUACACUUUAGGAUUUUUAGUAUGAACUAUAUUAAAGUGAUAAACUGUAGUAAACAUUGUAGGAUACUUAAUAUCAGUGUUGGGUGUAACUAGUUACUAAGUGAUUACUUUACUUUUUCAAGGGAAAAGUAAUUCAAGUAAAGUAAGGGAUUACUCUUAUUUUUCUGUAAUUUAAUAAGUUACUUUUGAUGUAACUAAAUACUUUAUGUAAUAUAUGUGACCCGACAACAAAACCAUUCUUAUGAGUAAAUUUUUCGAAAUUGAGAUUUUACAUAAUCUGAAAGAUGAAUAAAUAAGAUAUUGAUCUAACAUCUAUUGAUGUUUGAGUUGUUAGAAUAGAAAUCAAAAUAUUGAGAAAACAAAUUGCCUUUUAAGUUGUUAAUCAUCCACCCACAAAAAUAAAGUUUUAAUAUAUUUAAGGUAGGAAAUGUACAAAAUAUCUUCAUGGAACAUGAUCUUUACUAAAUAUCCUGAUGAUUUUUGCCAUAAUAGAAAUUGUAAAUUUUGACCCAUACAAUGUGUUUUUGUCUUUUACUAAAAAUGUUCCUGUAAUACUGAAGACUGGUUUUGUGUUCCAGGGACACAUAUGUGUGUGCAAUAGUGGAAUUGACAUCUUAAUUCAAAGUCUAACUUUAAAAUAUGUGCUUUGGUCAGUUAACAAAACAACUUAAUUUAAAUGAAUUAAAAGAGCCGUUUCAUGUCUGUCCUUGAAUCACUUAACUGAUCAAGGUUGAUAUGGGAUAUAGAAAGAAAUAAGUAAUUAAAUACCUUAUUGAGAGAGUCAUUUGCACAGUAAUGUUAUGACAAUAUUGAAUAUGUAAUUCGUAACUAGUAACGCAUUACUUUUUCAGAGUAACUUACCCUACACUGAUUAAUAUAUACAGAAUAUAUAUAUAGAGCAUUUAUAAAAGUAAACUUUAGUAAAUCGUAGUAUACUGUAGUGUAUUAUAGUAAUCAAAAUACUUUUUUUGAAUGUAUACUACAGUAUUCUGUAGUACUAACCAUAGUCUGCAGCGUACUUUAAUAUUUAAAUACAAUAAUAUUUACUAUAGCACUGUGGGAUCUGGCAAUUCUACUACGGUUUACCAUAGUAAAUACUAUACUUGUAUACUAUAGUUUUUUUAUUUUUCUGUCUGUAUGCAAAAACUGAGUUAAGAAUCUUUAUUGGACAAAUGUAAAGAGUUUUUUUUUGCGUAGAAACCAUCAAAUUCUCUAAAGAUCCUCUACGGUUGUGUUUUGUACGCUCACGUGAACUAAAUCUCUUCAAGACUGAUCUCGGAUCAGAUGCUCGUCUGUUAUUCUGUCUGUGGUUGCGAGACAGAUUACAGACGAACUUCAGUGUUAAGGGCAUUGGACAUAGAGUACGAAAUUUGCGUCAGAAAUUUUGGCACGUUAAAAAAUAAAUGCGACCUCAGGUUGUGUCAAUCACAUUUACACACUGCCUCUGAUCAUUUUGUCAGUCAUAAAAGAUUCGGACUGCGUUUUUCGGAUCUGUAGCAAGCAUUUUGAGAGGCGUUUGGAAAAUUCAGAGACACCGUACAAACCAGCGCCAAAUAGGAAAAAACGCAUAUGAAAAUUUGGGACAGUAAGUGCAAAUAUCUUUACACAUAAAGCUUGUGUGCUUAAGAACUACAGAUCUCAACUACUCACUAGUUCUCCUUCAGAUGUCUCAUCGUAGCAGAGCUUGUAUAUUAUAGUACCGAUAUAAACCUCUUGACAUUUUUGUUUGUGAUAUAAAACCCACCAACCAAAGCGGAGAACAUAAACAUCUGAAUAUAUUCCUACUUCGCGUUAUUCUGAUUUUGAAUACGAUUCUUUUUAAAUGGGAUCUCUUGUAUGUGUAUCUGAAGGGUCGACACGCUGUAUCAUUUCUGAAAGGUGGAAAAUAUUCAGAAUCCAGUUUUCUUUCCAUCGUUCAUGUUUCCAUUCUUCUGGACCUCGUUGUUUACUACACAAAGCAAAAAAAAGAUUAUGAGUUGAAAAGACUAAAAAGACUCUUUGUAAAUACUUGUUUCAUAUACGUAUCUAUAUAGUGGAGUUUCUCUAUAUGUCUCAAAAAAAAUAUUCUUUAACUCAAUUUUGAUUUCUCCUUUUUCUUUAAUAUAUUUAACUGUAUGAUGUGGUCUUUUCUCCCAUGAUAUUUGAUGUUUAUAUAUUCAUUAUACAUACAUAUACUGUAUAUACAUUCGAGAUCAUUUUAAUUCAUGAAUAUAUCUACAUAAAAAAAGAGCUUAAUGUACCAGCGUUUGAACAUGUAAAACCAUCUGAGUGCUAGUUAUUUUACAAGAAACUAAAAUACAAUAAAUUGACUUAACAAUGACUUUUUAAGCAUUGUACUCUCUUUCUUUCUGUAAACCGACUUGAUGUGAGAUAAGUCUUUAAUUCAAUAAUAUUCAUCUGCUUGUGCUUCUU
Molecule: messenger RNA, 4873 nt
Organism: Triplophysa dalaica
Lineage: Eukaryota; Metazoa; Chordata; Actinopteri; Cypriniformes; Nemacheilidae
Product: RNA binding protein fox-1 homolog 3-like
Exons: 14
Coding region: 330-1454 (374 amino acids)
Biological process (GO): regulation of alternative mRNA splicing, via spliceosome; nervous system development
Cellular component (GO): nucleus; cytoplasm
Molecular function (GO): mRNA binding
Source: RefSeq, a predicted model, not a curated record